GAGGAACAGCUCCAACAUAAAAUAAUUUAAGGGCAUGGAUUCCCUCUUGUGUUUCACGCUUUUCUUCUGCCUCCUCUGCCUUUCACUCUUUCCUCCUUUUGCUUCUUCUGCCUUAUUAUUUCAGGGAUUCAACUGGGAAUCAAGUGGGAAAGGAGGAUGGUACAAUUCAUUAAAGAACACCAUUCCUGACAUAGCAAAUGCUGGAGUUACUCAUGUUUGGCUCCCUCCACCUUCUCAAUCUGUUUCUCCACAAGGGUAUCUUCCAGGAAGACUAUAUGAUCUUGAUGCAUCAAAAUAUGGUUCUAAGGAUGAACUGAAGUCACUAAUUGCAGCAUUCCAUGCUAAAGGAAUAAAAUGUCUGGCUGACAUUGUCAUCAACCACAGAACCGCCGAAAGGAAGGACAGCAGAGGAAUUUACUGCAUCUUCGAAGGCGGUACACCGGAUUCCCGCCUCGACUGGGGCCCACAUUUCAUCUGCAAGGACGACACCACAUAUUCCGACGGCACCGGAAACAACGACAGCGGCGAGCCUUAUCAACCUGCACCUGACAUCGAUCAUCUUAAUCCACAAGUUCGGAAAGAAUUAUCCGAUUGGAUGAACUGGCUUAAAACCGAAAUAGGAUUCGACGGUUGGAGAUUCGAUUUCGUGAGGGGAUACACCCCUGACGCCACUAAGACGUACAUGGAAAACACUUCGCCGGACUUCGCCGUCGGCGAGAAUUGGAACAGACUUUCUGUUGGCCCCGAUGGAAAGCCCGAGUAUAACCAGGACGCGGCGCGCGGCCAGCUGGCUAACUGGGCCGAGAAUGGCGGCGGCGCUGUUAAGGCAUUCGAUUUUACUACGAAAGGGAUUCUCCAGGCUGGUGUUGAAGGGGAGUUGUGGAGGUUGAAAGAUUCGAAUGGAAAGCCAUCUGGUUUGAUUGGUUUGAAACCUGAGAAUGCUGUUACGUUUAUUGAUAAUCAUGACACUGGUUCUACUCAGAAACUUUGGCCAUUUCCUUCUGAUAAAGUCAUGCAGGGUUAUGCUUACAUCCUCACACAUCCAGGAACUCCAACUAUAUUCUAUGAUCACUUUUUUGAUUGGGGAUUGAAGGGAGAGAUAUCUAAAUUAAGUGAAAUAAGGAUCCAGAGUGGCAUCAAUGAGAAGAGCAAUGUGAACAUUCUAGCAGCUGAGGGUGACCUUUAUGUAGCUGAGAUAGAUAACAAGAUCAUUGUGAAGAUAGGACCAAAGAUGGAUCUUGGAAACCUUAUUCCCCCAAAUUUCAAAGUUGCUACCUCUGGUCAAAACUAUGCUGUUUGGCACUGAUUUAGUUAAUUAAAUGAACAUAUUCAUGUAGUAUACAUUCUUAUAAAUGUACACUGUACAAAUUAUCUUCUUCCUA
This is a messenger RNA of Arachis stenosperma, 1382 nucleotides long. Its product is annotated as alpha-amylase. The record is from RefSeq and is a predicted model, not a curated record. Gene Ontology annotation, molecular function: calcium ion binding; alpha-amylase activity. NCBI's taxonomy places the organism in Eukaryota, Viridiplantae, Streptophyta, Magnoliopsida, Fabales, Fabaceae. The coding region runs from base 35 to 1306 and encodes 423 amino acids. Gene Ontology annotation, biological process: carbohydrate metabolic process. The transcript is spliced from 4 exons.